Messenger RNA from Syngnathus acus (greater pipefish), 1530 nucleotides. It is a transcript of the gene dpep1, whose product is annotated as dipeptidase 1. Gene Ontology annotation, molecular function: metallodipeptidase activity. The record is from RefSeq and is a predicted model, not a curated record. Bases 203 to 1438 code for a protein of 411 amino acids. NCBI's taxonomy places the organism in Eukaryota, Metazoa, Chordata, Actinopteri, Syngnathiformes, Syngnathidae. Gene Ontology annotation, biological process: proteolysis. The transcript is spliced from 10 exons.
GGAGAGCUGGCAGGGUCGAGCGGCUACGCAGACUUUAUGAUGAAAAAAAGCUGUGAUGAGAAACAUGAGGAGGAGCUUUGCACUCAUCUUACGCUUAAAGGUUAGAACACAGACGCUAACUAAUAAUAUCUUACAGAGGAACCCAGAGCCUCUUAUUGAGCUUACUGUAUCUAGUUAGCAAGGAUCGAAAGUGCUGUUAAACAUGUCGUUAGGCGUCUCUUUGCUUUUAUGCGCCACGUGUUGGUCCGUCUCUUUGGGCGAGGACUCGUACACGGCCAGAGCUCUCAAGCUGAUGUCUGAGACGCCGCUCAUCGACGGCCACAAUGAUCUGCCUUGGCAACUGCGCGAACAAUUCAACAACCAGCUGAACAAAGUGGACCUAAACACUCUGGCAAUGACACACACCAACAUCCCAAAAAUAAAGACGGGUCACCUGGGAGCGCAGUUCUGGUCGGCCUAUGUGCCCUGCGAGUCUCAGUACAAAGAUGCCGUUCGACAAACACUGGAGCAGAUUGAUGUCGUUCACAGGAUGUGUCACAAAUACCCAAACGCGUUUAUGUUUGCCACCAGCAGCCAAGACAUCAUGGCGGCGUUCAAAGUCAAUAAAACGGCCAGUCUGAUUGGCGUGGAGGGGGGUCACUCCAUUGACAGCAGUCUGGGCACUCUGCGCACUUUCUACAACUUGGGGGUCCGCUACCUUACCCUCACACAUUCCUGCAACGUACCCUGGGCUGAUAACUGGCUUGUGGACACUGGAUCAGAACCAUCUGAACACAACGGCCUGUCUCCUUUUGGCAAGCAAGUGCUUGCGGAAAUGAACCGCUUGGGCAUGCUGAUCGACUUGUCUCACGUGCCCGUGUCAGUGAUGCAGCAGGCGCUGGACCUGUCCAAGGCGCCCGUCAUCUUCAGCCACUCUUCGGCCUACACCGUCUGUCCACACAAGAGAAACGUUCCUGAUGACAUUCUCAAGAGAGUGAACGAAAGUGGAGGAAUUGUGAUGAUCAACUUCUACAAUGACUACGUUAGCUGCUCCCCCACCGCCACUCUGGCCAACGUCGCCGAUCAUUUUGACCACAUCAAGAAAGUGGGAGGAGCUGGCAUUAUCGGUUUCGGUGGGGACUACGAUGGCGUCCAAAGACUCCCUGAGGGUCUGGAGGACGUGUCCAAGGUCCCAAGUCUGGUGGCUGAGCUGUUAAGAAGAGGCUGGUCGGAUGAGGAAGUCAAGGCCGCUCUGGGAAACAAUUUGCUUCGUGUACUCAAACGAGCAGAGGAGGUCCGUGACAGCCUGAGCAAGCUGAUGCCAGAUGAUCUUCCCAUCCCGUUGGAUGAGGUGAAGAACCCGUGUAGGACCAACGAUGGUUACCCCAACGGUGGAACUUUGCCUUCACUCAGCAUGGCCGUUCUUCUUUCAACGUUGGCCUUUCGGAUCCUCAUCUAAGUGCUUCAUGGGCUCUCUUGCAUUCACCAACAUGCAGAGCAGUUUUUAAAAGCACCUUCAUGGAAUUAAAUGUCACAUGUUCUUCUUUGGUU